This is a messenger RNA of Osmerus eperlanus (European smelt), 503 nucleotides long. RefSeq names its product musculoskeletal, embryonic nuclear protein 1a (gene mustn1a). The coding region runs from base 139 to 366 and encodes 75 amino acids. NCBI's taxonomy places the organism in Eukaryota, Metazoa, Chordata, Actinopteri, Osmeriformes, Osmeridae. Gene Ontology annotation, biological process: chondrocyte proliferation; tissue regeneration; chondrocyte differentiation. Gene Ontology annotation, cellular component: nucleus. The record is from RefSeq and is a predicted model, not a curated record. The transcript has 3 exons.
GAAUUAUAGUCCUCUAGAGAUUUAUAGCCUGGGCGGAUUGCUCUAGUUUGUUGGAUUGGACUAGGCAGAGCAGCAGUAGGAAAGUUAAGAUAGGGAAAGACUUUGGACCACAACCUCUACAACAACUUGACAGCCAGCAUGUCUCAGCCAGAUGAGGGAGAGGAGAGCCGACCAGAGGUAAGAGAAGAAGAUCUCGUUGAAGCAAAGGAUAAGCUAGGUCUCAAAGGGGAGGUGAAGAGCAAGACCUUUGAAGUGAUGGAAGAGUGUGAGCGUGUUGGGAAGGCCGCCCCGUCAGUGUUCAGUGGAGUGAGGUCAGGGGCUGAGACUGCCUUCAACAAACCACCCACUCGACCGAUCCGGAAGUAGAAGAAGCCUUCUGGGAUCAUCUUUAGAUUUAUCACUUGCUUCUAGGUCUGUACAAACUAGCCACUUGUACUGUUUGCCUUGCGACCUGGCUUUGAGAUAACUGUGAUGGUCUAAUAAAAAAUCAAAUGUAAUCAGUG